CUUAUUGUCCAUAUGCGGCAACUAUUUAGUAUUUUCAAUUUUGUCAUAGUAUAGUCUAUAACGUCCCUAUGGUGUGUCUACAAUGUACACAGCAAUACAGACAAUAUAGCAUGUUAUGAACAUUUACCGUCCAUGACCGUUCGCGGCGGCUGCCGGUUUAGUUGUUUUCCGCUGUAAUACUGUACCUACUAAUGCAGUAAAUUUUCCGAUUUUUCUAACUUGUUAGUUGUUAUUACUACGGAUUCAGUGUUUUUGUUUUCUUUGUAAAUUGUGUUCCAAGUGUGACACGUCCGGUCAAGUUUACGUAAAAUAAAAUUUAUGGCGCAUAGUGUACACUCUUCAUGAGUCUUCGCGACCUGUUAUCACAUUGUACCGACACCAAUGUAUAUUUUUUUAACUAUUAUUUUGUUUGAUUCAAACUAUUUUCAACAAUAUUAGUUUUUGAUGUUUACUGUUUUGCUGUGCCGUUGUUUGAUCUGAGGCAGUAGCCGGUUAGGUCCGUGCUUGAUACCUCCUUUGGUAGUAGGUACGCACGCUACUCUGACUUGUUGCAUUCAACGUUAAAUUGUUAUUAAUGUAAAAAGGAAAAGUAUUUCUUGCCGUUUUUAAUUGAAGUGAAAUCUGCUUGUACGUGCGUCCAACUGUGUUAAAAUGUCAGAAAUUGAAAUCUCAUCUGCAAUGGACAGUGAACCAGACAUUGAUUGUAACAUGGAUAUGUUUCAACAGAUGAUAAAUUUAUGUCGAAACAAUAAAAAGUUUCCUCAGACGUAUGUUGAAGAUAUGAAUAAAAUGUACAAAAAAUGCGAUAAUAAGCAAAAAAAUUCAAAACAUUUAUGUAGUUUGGUACUUAAAGGAAUAGAAUUAAUUUCUCCAAAGAAUAAAGAUUCUUUUCAACAUGCUGCAAAUGUUUAUAAUGCAUUAUUGCAACUAACUAAAAAAGACUAUAAUCCUGUACUGAUUGAAGAGUGUAUUGCUAGUACUUCAAAUGGUAAUGACAUUACGACUUCUGAAUUAGAGAAUGGCACAAGUAACAAUGAAAUUAGUGAAAGCGAUAAAAUAUUCAAAGAAUUAAUUGAAAAAUGUUAUCAAAAUAUAAAUUUUCCAAAUUUAAAUAUUGAAGCAAUUGAUAAAUUGUAUAACUCUCUGCCAUCUGAAUUCCUUAGUUCUAAGUAUUUUAUUAAGUUGUUAAGAGAAGCAAAUCAAGUAAUCUGGCCUGAUAGUGGUAUCAAUUUAUAUACACAUUUGGAACAUAUAUAUGAUCAAUUACAGCAAUUUAAAACUUCAAUGAAAGUUCAAGAUAGCAGAACAUUUGGUGACAAUGAUGAAAUGAGCAGAAAGAAAUCAAUACAGCUAAAAAAACUAAAAACUGUAUUGAAGGUUAUCCGAAAAAAAAUUAAAAUGCUCGAUGAAGAAGAAAUGGAUAUAAAUAAUGAUGAUGAAUUUAGUUAUGAUUCCGCAUAUUUAUUAAAAGACAAAUAUGAAAAAAGAAUUGUUGAAAUUUAUAAACGAAUGUGCAAACUAAAUAAUGAACCAGACUUUUUAGAAGAACCUGUAUUGCGUUUUAAAGCAACAAAUGACAGCUUGGUUAAUAAAACCAUUGAGAAAUGGUAUAAUAUUAAUAAAACAUUUCCAGAUUAUUUUGAAAUAUAUACAUUAUUAAAAUGCUUACAAGAAAAAAAAAAUUUAAAAUGGACUGAAACUGAAUUGAAAAAUAUUUCACAAGAUGCGUUUCUUAAGCUUGGGAAACAAUUAAAGCUUCAAAGACUGAAUGAUUAUUUUGGUCGUCUGGCAAAUGCUAGUACAAUGAAAGAUCCAGCAGAAGAAAAUGAAGACCUUAGAAAGAAACUUGAUGAAAGUAACAAAAAGUUACAUGCAGAUUUGAACAUGUUGACCAAAAAGUAUGAAAAUAAACAAAAUUAUGCAGAGGAAACAGAAGGGUCUAAUCUUAAUGAUACAGAAUGUGAAUAUAGUUCAGAAAAUGAAUAUUCUGAUAAUGAUAGAAAAUUAAAUAAAAAGGCCAAACCCAUAUUAAUUAAACGGAAAAGGGUAUCAGAAUCAGAAUCAGAAUCAGAAUCAGUAUCAGAAUCAGAAUCAGAACAUGAUAAACAACCAAAAAAGAGUCAGAAAACUAUGUAUAUGGAGUCAUUUAAUUUAGCGCCAAUAAUUGUUACUGAAAAAGUUCCUAAUCAAAUAACAGUUAUAGACAAUGUUGAUGAUACAAUAAAUAAAAACAAUAUUAUUGAUAUAGUAAAAGAUGCUGACAAAAUAUCAAAAAAUACUAAUGAUAUUAUGUCAAAUGGUGAAACAAAUAAUGUUAACAGAAAAGCUUCCAACAAAAUCUAUAUUAAAAAGGUUUCUGAAGAUGUUUUGAAAAUAGUAGAUGCUAAUACCGAUGAAAGUAAUAAUUUAGUCACAGAACGAUCUCUUGCGGAUACUGAUGCAGAUGGAAUCCUUGUGAUUGAUGAAGAUAUUAAUGUUAAGAAUGGAACAGUUACCAAAGAACCGUUGGAAAAUAAAAUUAGAGAAGUAGAUAGUGAAGAAAGUGCUAUGAAUCAUAGUACUAUAUCUAUUGAUAGUGAAGUUAAAAGUCCAAUUGAAGGAAUUGAGCCUGAAGUAAUAAUAAAAGAAUUGCACAAAGAUAAAGAUUCUUCAAAAGAUGUAAUUGAGAUCAAUGAACUCGAUGAUUCAGAUUUAGAAAUAACUUGUGAAACACCUAAAGUUCCUGUUCAAAAUAAGAAGUCACUACAAAAUAUUAUAGAAUCUUUGAAUUUUGAUAAGCAGUAUUCAUGGAAGAAUGAUUCAAAGAACAAUUCAAAGAAUGUCAAUUCUUCACCAUCUCAUACUUCACAUCAAAAUCCAAAUAAUUCAAACCAGAAUUUGAACCAAAAUUUUGUCAAUUGUUGGAUUAUGAACAAUGUACAACCUUCUAGACCAAAUAGCACAAACAAUGUACGACCUUUUAGACCAAAUAGCACAAACAAUGUACGACCUAGACCAAAUAGCACAUACAAUGUGCCUAACAUCAGAAAUAAUAAUAGAUAUCAAAGGAUGCAGUCAACUUCUAUUCAAAAUAAUGUACAAACCGCAAGACAAUUUACUCAACGUAUUUCAAAUACAGUUCAACAACAAAGAAAUGUAAUGAAUAAUCAAUCAGUAUUACGAGAACAAGUAACAACCAUGACUACAACAACUACAGUUCGACAAAUAGUUCAGAAAAAUCAAGUCCGCCGGCCCACUAUGACUAAUAAUGGUAAAAAACCUGAACUUAUAGAACUCGAUUAGUGUUUAAUGAUAUAAAUAUAUUCUUUAUGAUAUAUUAUAAUAUUUUUAUUUUCAAUGUUAGUUCUGGAAAAAAUAAUUGUACUAUCAGAUUGUUCCAAAAUGUUAUCUAAACUAAAUUUAAUAUUUUAAAUUGUAUUUAUACAAAUUAUUGAAUUUAAUGAAGAGGCUAUAUAUAUAUAUAUAUAUAUAUAUUAGUCUUAAUAUCAGAAUAUUCUUUGUGAUUGUAAGUUUUUUAAACUAAGAUCUUAUUAAAUAAUUAUCUUAAACAAAUUGUUUUCCUUUUAUUUAUUUGAAUAAUAAUAAAAACUAUUUGAUGUUGUGUAUAACAUUAUGUAUAUAAUAUGUAAAUAUAUUGUUAAAAAAUACAUGUUUUAAAAAACAAGAGAGUCAUUUUGAAUUUUGAAACUUCUUAGUAAUCAGUGAAAUUUUAUUUUGUGUUAUUCCACUCUGCUCAUCUAAAUUUGAAAUAUUUAAAACUAAUUAAAUUCCUGUUAGAAAUUUGGUUUGUAUAUAUAAAAACUCAGAAAAAUAUUCUGAUUCUGUAUGAAAUCAAAAAUGUAUGUUUUCAGUGUUAAAAAAAUCAACUAGUAUAUAUUUAUUAUAACCAUUAGUUUAUAAUGUUAUUGAAUAAAAUUAUUUUCUCAAAUAUUAA
Rhopalosiphum padi (bird cherry-oat aphid) is the source of this 3934-nucleotide messenger RNA. RefSeq lists its product as uncharacterized. The record is from RefSeq and is a predicted model, not a curated record. NCBI's taxonomy places the organism in Eukaryota, Metazoa, Arthropoda, Insecta, Hemiptera, Aphididae. Gene Ontology annotation, molecular function: histone binding. Bases 652 to 3282 code for a protein of 876 amino acids. The transcript is spliced from 14 exons.